This is a messenger RNA of Octopus sinensis (East Asian common octopus), 2931 nucleotides long. Its product is annotated as trafficking protein particle complex subunit 11. NCBI's taxonomy places the organism in Eukaryota, Metazoa, Mollusca, Cephalopoda, Octopoda, Octopodidae. The record is from RefSeq and is a predicted model, not a curated record. The transcript has 25 exons. Bases 123 to 2780 code for a protein of 885 amino acids.
UUUGCUGCGUUAUGACACUGCAAUUCCGUAUAUUUCAGAUGACCAGAAGAUAUUGUAAUUAGAUAAAUUUUUUUUUUAACCGAUGCCUGCUCUCUUCAUCCGGCUCACAUUGACGAAGUAAAAUGUCUUGGGCAGCUGAAUUACCUGAGGAACUGCUGUGUCGACCUACUGGACUGGUGGUUUUAACUGGGCUUGAUGUAGUUUAUAAUGCAAUACACAAAGCUGUUUGGGAUGCCUUUGUUAAUAACAGGCGUCAUGAUCGUGUCUCCUUGAAAUUUAAAGUCUUUGAAGGAGAUCAUGAAUAUCCAAAAUGUCGAUCAAAGCAACGAACAUCAUAUGAAUGGUAUAUUCCUAAAGGGAUCUUAAAGAGAUCCUGGAUGAACAAACAUUUGAGUCAUGUUCCUGCUGUGGUGGUCAUCUUUUUUGAUUUGGAUUGGGAUGAACCGAUGUGGAAAGAAAAACAAAUGGAAUGUGCAACUCGUGUUGAAAUUGUGAGAAACAGUCUGCUGGGCCGAGGCACAAAAGUUGACGUCGUUCUUAUUCAGAAAAAUGCACCUCUUCUUCCAGGAGAAGAUGUAAUAGCCACUGAACGAGCUGCAGCUCUGUGCACUGCCUGUGAACUGUCUAUGAAGUCACUGUUUGUCUUACACCACACUGACCAUUUAGUUGGUUAUGUCAUUAGGCUAGAAAAUGCAUUUUAUGAACAAUCACAAAAUUAUUAUCACAAUGAAGCCAGGAAAGUUAAAGCGCAUAAAGAUUUUCUCAACAAAAUAACACAUCAGUUACUAUUUGUCCGACACCAGUUCAAAAUUGCAUUUUUUAAUGAACUUAAACAAGAUUCACACACUGCUUUGAAACAUUAUAAGCAAGCUUAUGGACAAAUUCAAGAACUACGAAUGCAUGAAACCAAUUUACUAGAAAUCAAAACCAUUGCCGGCUUUGUCAAUUACAAAAUUUGCAGGCUAUCAUUUCAACAUAAUGCUCCUCUAGAUGCCAUUGCCCAGUUCCGAAGACACAUUGACUUUUUCAAGAAUCGAAUUGGAGUUUCUGAUUUGUCUUUUGAGCACAAUGCUUGGAUGUCAAAACAAUUUCAAGUAUUUGGUGAUUUAUUUGAUGAAGCUAUAAAACUAGGUUUGACAGCAAUUCAGACACAACACCCAGGUUUCUAUUAUCAGCAUGCUGCCAAUCUGUCUAUUGCCCGUAAAUCGCUCUGCGGUCAACUUUGUAAACCUGUAACUAGUCAACUUAACUGGAAUCCACUUGAAAAUUUGGGCAAUUUAGAUUUUUAUGGUCAAAGACCCUGGAGACAAGGACAUCAAAGUAUUGAUCCUCCUGAUAUUGAGAAAGAAAAGGAAGGUAUUAUGGCUCUUCAAAAUAUGGAAAGAGAUGUAGAUCAUUCGUGGAUUAUCAUUCCUCAGUUAAGUAGUGCCGUGGCUCAGUUCAAAAAAUACAAGUCUCCAAGAAUGAAAAGACAUUUAAUGGUGCAGAUGGGAGAAGAAUAUUUCCAUGCCAAAGACUACAAUAAAGCUUUGAUGAUGUUAAAUAAAGUGAUGUGGGACUACCGUGUUGAAAGAUGGCGACCUCCACUUACACAUCUCUUACAAACAUCAUUGAAAUGUGCUUACCUAACUGCCAAAGUCCAUGACUAUAUUACUGUAUGUCUUGAGCUUACCGGAGAACAUAUCUGCUGCUCUGUUGAAGAGAAAACAAGAAUUUUAAUGAAUUUCAUCCGUGUUAUGUCUAAUGACUCUCCUGAACCAGAACCAGGAUUAGAACCAGGCUGCGUUGAAAAGGCUCGUAAUUUAUGGACUUGUAGUGAUGUCGCUACUGGAAUGUUCAGAGUGGAAAUGCAGAAUAUUGUACCUUUUGUUGAAUGUAAAGGAAGAUUUACAAGUGACAGCUUUUCUGCCGAUUCGGAAGUGAAACUUGAAAUAUAUUUAAGGAUAAAGCAAGUUAGUUGUCCAUUUCCUGUAAGAUUCGCAAGACUAUCAGUUCUUCUGAGCAAUCAAGUAUACAAUCAAUACUGUGUUGUAAAUGAUGGCCAUGGAAUAACUGCUGCAUCUGAAUGUGAAGGAGAAAAUGGAGAUUUGUAUUUGGUUCCUAAUAAAACUAGAAUUUAUCGGUUUUCAUUUCUGCCUAUGAAAGAGGAUGUUGGAAAUCAAUUAGAAUCAGUUUUAAUCUUAUUUUUGUUUUUCUCUUUAUAUUUCUUCUACUUACCAGUGGUAAUUGCCCGAAACGAAUGCGCAACUGAAUGUAUUUGCUUACAAAUAGCUGUUAAAACACCUUCGACUGUUCCCUUAGGCUCAUAUAAGUUACAUUGGAGGCGGAAAACUGAAAAUGAUGAUGGUAUGUUGAGUCCAUAUGUAAGCACAGUCUUUCCACUACCAACUUUGAACAUUGAAUGCAUUCCGAUAUCUGUUGGCCUCCAUUUACCAGCUUUUGGUAGUGUAAAAACUUUGCUCCCUUUGAUUUAUGAAAUCCAUAACAAAACUUCUUUAAUGCAAGAAUUAGAAGCCGUCAUGGAACCUAGUGACAGCUUUAUGUUCUCAGGAAAUAAACAGAUACAUUUUCGUAUCCCUCCUAUUGGUCAGUAUCAGUUGACUUAUAACUUGUUUCCGUUAAUUCCUGGUCAUGUGAGCCUUCCUAAACUUCAUUUAAACCUAAGUCAAGGAGGUGGUGGUACGGCUGCCGGAGACAGUAUGGAUGAAGUACUACAGAAGCUAAUACCUUCUCAUAUAUUUAUUAAGCCCACUGGAAAAGCCCUGAAUGUCUCUGGUUGAGAAAAUUAUCAAGAAAUUUAGAAAAAAUACCAAGAAACAACAACAAAUAAAAAAUAAAAAAAGAAAGAAAAUACAACAAAAAUAUAUCCAUCAUUUGUAACUUUAGAACUAUAAACUUUCACUGGAUUUUCAUUUGUUAAAUAGGUAAAAA